Ostrea edulis (European flat oyster) is the source of this 983-nucleotide messenger RNA. RefSeq names its product transmembrane protein 216-like. The record is from RefSeq and is a predicted model, not a curated record. Gene Ontology annotation, biological process: non-motile cilium assembly. The transcript is spliced from 6 exons. Gene Ontology annotation, cellular component: ciliary transition zone. NCBI's taxonomy places the organism in Eukaryota, Metazoa, Mollusca, Bivalvia, Ostreida, Ostreidae. Bases 37 to 495 code for a protein of 152 amino acids.
UUUCAGGUUGCGAUCCGCAGAAACAUUUGUUUCAAGAUGGCGACCACGGGACAGCCGCCGCGGCAAAACAAAGGCAGAGUGCAGAUUGUUAGAUCAUCAUUACCAUAUCAAGUCCUCCUCUACCUAAAUGGAUGGUACUUCGCAUUCUUUUUUCUGUGUGAAAUCUUAAUUUAUGUAUACAAAGGUGAAAACUUGCCCUACGCAGACAAUGUGUUACCUGCAGAAGUGAUCUUGGUUUUCAUUUUGGCUGGAAUAGAAGCGUUAAGAAUAUUUUUUGCUCAAAAAGGGAAUUUGACGGAGCGGAUAGUGGGCGUGGUUAUAUCAAUAUUACUGAGUAUUCCCGCCAUAUUGGGGACACUUUACCUUAUCUUAUGGCAGACCUACGUAUUACGAGUAGACGUCAUUUUAGCUGCAAUUCAGGCUGCCUUCAUAGGACUGGAGCUAAUAUUCGGAAUCAUCUGCAUGAUAACAUUUGCCAGGGCAACACCAUACUAAGUGUCGGGACUACUUUUGUUGCAUUGAUGGAGUUCUGAUGGGUUUUUUUCAACUAGAGAAAGACUUUCAACUCUCCUCAUUUACAAAUUACAUGUGUAAUUUAGAAAAUGGAGUCACAAGUUGUAAUUAGAAGAUUCUAUGCAAAUAAUAAAAUUACAUGUACAAUAAAUACAUGUGAUAGAAGUGGAGGCAGCAAGUCCAAACUGGAUGAUUCUAUGUAAUGGAUAUUGAAUCAGACGAUGCUCGUUUCCAUUUCCACAAUAUGGGUUAAUAUUUUAAAAUCCAUGUGUCUUUUAUAGUUUAUAAAAAAAAUCAUUUCAAUGGUGACUUAUUCUGUGUAACAUUGAAAUAAAUUAAUCAUGUGAAUGGUUUUAGACUAUAUUCAAAUUCGAAUAUUGUCGAGAUAUUUUAUAUUACAAUUAGAAAAUAAAUGUACAGUUUUUAAAACUUCAGUUGUACAGAGUAUUAUAAAAUCAUCAAACUUGAAA